AUGACGUAACGCCGGGAAGCGCUCGCGCCACUACCACUACUACUACUAGUAGGCUAAGUACCGGCGGCGAGGCGGCGGCGCUGAAGAGGACGAGCGAGAGUGAGCGGUCCGGGGGCACACAAACUGGGAGAAGAAACGGUCGGAAAGAGAAGAAACCAUGCCUGCAGACAUCAACAAGGGAAAGAAAACCUUUGUCCAGAAAUGUGCCCAGUGCCAUACUGUGGAGAAUGGCGGAAAGCACAAGGUCGGGCCAAACCUCUGGGGUCUUUUCGGACGCAAGACGGGGCAAGCGCAGGGCUAUUCCUACACGGAUGCCAACAAAAGCAAGGGCAUUACCUGGAAUGAGGAAACCCUCAUGGUUUACUUGGAGAAUCCCAAGAAAUACAUUCCGGGAACGAAGAUGAUCUUCGCCGGCAUCAAAAAGAAGAACGAACGAGCCGAUCUCGUGGCGUAUCUGAAGUCUUCAACCUCCUGAGGAGCUCUUCCGUGUCCAGCGCAUUGCCAUUCGUGAUGGACUUUUAUCUGGAGGGGGGGAAAAAAAAAAUCUUUCAAGAAGCCAAGACUUUUCAUCGUCUUACGUCUCCGUUUUCUUAUGCCUCGCAGAGAUGCUGCGACCGCCUCGGCACGGGGCAGAACUGCAGGCACCUUCAGUAGAAUUGGUAUAUCGGGUAUUUUCCACAUUUUUGAUGCCUUCCUUCAUUCCGAUGGAGUCAAUGAUAUCGCCUGGUUUUAUCAGGAACUUUUUAAAAAAAUAUAUAAUUUAUUAACUUUUUGUAUCAUAUAACCUAGAGAGGGAAGGCUAUGCAGAAUAUUUGUUAGUGAAAUGUGUCAGCUAGUACCCCCACCCCCCCACCCCCCUCACACACACACACACACACACACACACAAAAAGGCAUCUGGUUUGAUGAUCUACCUGUCUUAAUCAAUUGUCCAGCGGACAUCUGUUCCAAGUGUGUGCUUUGAAGGUUCUGUCCUCGCUCCAGAUUCGGAUAAUGUGUUACACCACAACUGUUCUCAACUUUGAAUGUCAUGAUUGAUACGGCCAAAUGAAAUAAAAGACACCU
Lampris incognitus (smalleye Pacific opah) is the source of this 1064-nucleotide messenger RNA. Its product is annotated as cytochrome c-b. Gene Ontology annotation, molecular function: electron transfer activity; heme binding. The transcript is spliced from 3 exons. Gene Ontology annotation, biological process: mitochondrial electron transport, ubiquinol to cytochrome c; mitochondrial electron transport, cytochrome c to oxygen. The record is from RefSeq and is a predicted model, not a curated record. Bases 158 to 475 code for a protein of 105 amino acids. Lineage: Eukaryota; Metazoa; Chordata; Actinopteri; Lampriformes; Lampridae. Gene Ontology annotation, cellular component: mitochondrial intermembrane space.